AUGUUUAAAUUGAAGAAUGUUCAUCAUUUACUGAUUAUUAUUAUAUUAAUAUGGAUUAUUACAUUCUAUUUACAAGAACGAUAUAUUACUAAACUAACAAUACAUAAAUGUAAUUGGUCAAAACUAGAGGAGAAAGGAGAUCAAAAGAAUAUUUUAAUCAUUGCUGAUCCUCAAUUGAUCGAUAAUCAUACUUAUCCUGGUAGAAAUGAAUUAUUACUAAGUCUAUCUAAACAUACAGUAGAUCAAUAUCUUAAGAAAAACUACAAUGUAUUAAUUUCACAUUUGAAUCCAGAUAAAAUUGUAUUCCUUGGUGAUUUAUUAGAUAAUGGACGUGAUUCAACUGAUUCAUAUUUUAAACAUGAGGUAAAGAGAUUUAAUGGGAUAUUUCAUCCUGAUGAAGAUAUGAUAUUGAAUGUGCCAGGUAAUCAUGAUAUUGGAUUUGGUGAUUUAAUUAAUCUAAAAAACAGACAACGAUUUUUUGAUACAUUUGGAGAAUCAAACAGGGUGAUGGAAUAUAAUGACUGGGAUCUCAUAUUUUUAGACUCACCUAGUUACUCAUCAACAAAAGAAGAGAUCAACACCCAAGCUAGACAAUUCAUUUCCAAUUUUCAAAUAUCACAAAAUCCUAGAAUUUUAUUUACUCACGUUCCAUUGCAACGUGAAUCAUCAAUUUGCGGUCCACUAAGAGAGAGCAAAGGCUUAGAUAUAAAUGGACAUGGAUAUCAAUAUCAAAACACAAUAGCAAAAGAAUUAUCAGCUCAAAUACUAGACAAUUUAAAACCAAAUUUGAUUUUCACGGGUGAUGACCAUGAUUAUUGUGAAAUAAUCCAUAAAGAGACAGACAGUAGAGAAAUCACAGUUAAAUCAAUCAGCAUGGCAAUGGGAAUAAAAUACCCUGCUGUUCAACUAUUAUCAAUUAACAAAUCAGAAUAUAGUACUGUUCUUUGUUAUUUACAGACUCCAUAUAUUAAUGUUGCAAAUUAUAUCAUACUAGCAAUCAUUAGCUCAGUACUUAUAUUUUAUUUCAAUUUGAAACAGAGAUCUGUAAGAUACAAUUAUACUUCAAUUUUACCUAUGUCUACGGUCACUAUUGGAUCUGAACAUUCUAAGAAGAUACGAAACUUUUUGAAAGCUCAAGAUAAUGAUGAUGCUGAUUCUGAUGGUAUUUCUACUUAUUCUUUACCUUCACUGAUUCCACAAUACACAUUUACACAAAAGAAAGAAUCAUUCAUUAAUUCAAAUUCAAGAUUUGGAAGAUUGUAUAUAUUGAAUAAGAAAAGGUUGAUUACAUUCUUGAGGAAAUGGAAUUUAGUGGCUUGGUUUAAACAAAAUGUUAUAUUGGGUUUUAUUGUUAUUGGUAUAUAUUAUUUUGGAUUUAGUUUGACUUUAUAG
Messenger RNA from Insectozyma verbasci, 1392 nucleotides. The record is from the annotation of a GenBank genome assembly. NCBI's taxonomy places the organism in Eukaryota, Fungi, Ascomycota, Pichiomycetes, Serinales, Debaryomycetaceae.